Molecule: messenger RNA, 3663 nt
Organism: Sporisorium graminicola
Lineage: Eukaryota; Fungi; Basidiomycota; Ustilaginomycetes; Ustilaginales; Ustilaginaceae
Exons: 1
Coding region: 1-3663 (1220 amino acids)
Biological process (GO): exocytosis; Golgi to plasma membrane transport
Cellular component (GO): exocyst; plasma membrane
Molecular function (GO): phosphatidylinositol-4,5-bisphosphate binding
Source: RefSeq, a predicted model, not a curated record
AUGUCGGCAAUACCGUCCACCUCGCAGCUGCAAGUCAAUGGCGGCGGUGGAACCGCAGCCAACAAAACAAAGGACCUCUUCAACGCCGCCUUACAAGCUCGUAAUGCAAACAACGCCUACAUCGCGCAUCUCAAGAUCUGGGAAGAGGUAGCGCAGGAGGGAACAGCAGCCGACGCAGCAGCAGCUGCAGCGGCGUCGAAGAAGGCACGAUACCUCAUCUUGGCAGUGCAAAAGGACACGGGCAGAGUCACGAUCAACAAAGCCAAACGCAAUGCUAAUGGUAGCUUCAGUAUUGGCAAGGAUUGGGAUCUCAACACGCUUCGAGAGGUUCAAGUGGUUCAGCCGGACGUGUUCAGCAUCACCCUCAGCAGACCGUACCAGUGGCAGACGCAGCAGCCCGUCGAGCAGCAUCUGUUCUUGCAGAGCUUGGUCAAAGUUUACCGCAAGUAUACGCAGGAUGAAGGACCGAGGUUGAUCGGCAUCGAUGUUCCGCUCUUAUCCAACUCGGGUGCCCCUGCCAUCGCAGAGUCUGCCAAUCUGUCGGAUCGUCCUUCGUCUGGAUACCGCACAGACACUUCGCACGCUGCUUCCAGCAAUGGCACCGCAGUUGCCGCAGCACCCGCACCAGCUAUCCCCGCAGCUCCUGCGAUCAAGAUACCAGCAUCGUCGACGAAUCGUCUGGCAUCUGGUUCUGCUCUCUCCCGCAGCCUCUCAAGUGAUGGCAGUCCCACAGAUGGCCGCGACACUAUUACGGCAUCACAAAGCUCGAGCGUUAACCAGAGCCCCACCAAGAGCAAACGCGAAGGCGGCCUUCAGCCUAGCCCGCUAAGCCGACCCGUGCAGCUCCCUACACGUCCGUCGGCCGACUCGCAACACUCCGCUACUUCAGACACUUCCAUACAACCGCAACAGACAUUUGGAUCGGCCUCCUUGGCGGUGCCGCGACAGCCCGCACCGCGCAAGAACAGCGCCGACUCGCUCACCUCCCUCAAGAGCGGGAGCAGCGGAGGCUUGGCUGGAGGCGGAGGCGACGCCAGAGCUCGCCUGAGCUCUAUCGAGCCUAUUCGAGGUGGUGCUGCGUACGAACGAAUGCUUUUGGCUGGCACCGGUCUCACUGGUGUCACCGAGGUCGAUGACGAUGAAGCAGCAGCAGCAGACGAAGAACAGGAUCCGUACGGAGGUGCUGUUCUGGCUGACACGGAUGUCGCUGCACCGGAUGCAUCCUUCUCGUCAAAGCGUGCUACUUUGGGUCGUCCUGCCAUUGCGCGUCUGGAAACUGACAAAACCAAGCUGAGCAAUAGGUCAAAACCCGGCGACGAUCUCGACGAAGACGAGGAUGAGAAUUCGACCCUUGUAGCGGUCGAAGAGAUGCUUGAAGGGCUGGAAUGGCGCAAUGCAAGUGCUAAAGGCUAUGGCGUCGCCUCGGGUAAAGGCACGGCCGACAUGAUCGAGGCGCGUCUCUUGGAUGAGUUGUCGGCGCUCGAAUCGGCCAACAUCCACGCCAUCAUCGAGUCAGACGAUCGUGUAGCCCUCGUGGUCAAGCACAUGGAAGAAGCGCUCAACAACCUCGACAUGAUGGACAGCAUGAUCGCUGGGUACAAAGUGCAGCUCAACUCACGUGCAGAUGACAUCUCGCACAUUGAGUCGCAGAACCGAGGUCUGCAAGUCCAGACGUCGAAUCAGCGCACGCUCAUGACCGAGAUCGAGAACCUCAUCAACACUAUUAAUGUGGACGAGAAUGCGAUCCAUGCCCUGAGCGCAGGACGGCUGGAGAACCCAGAGGGAGUUGCGCAGCUCGAAAAUGCCGCCGCCUCGCUGUACAAGUCGAUGCUGCAGGCGCGGAGGGACGGUGACGAUGGAGGAGCCGACAUGGCGGCUGCUGCGGAGAGGCUGGCGGAUCACGAAGCCAUCUCGUCGCGCUUCUGCAAGCGUGUGCUCGACUAUCUCAAUGUGACUUUCAAUGUCGAGACGCAGCGCUUGCUCUCCGACCCUGUGCGUCAGAAGGCGCUGCAGCCUCCUCACCCAUCACUGCCAGACCAUGCGUCGAUGGAAGAGGUGCUUGGACAGUACUGUGGCCUCCUGCUGUACAUGAAGGAAGUCUCGUCGGCUACGUUCUCCCGCGUCUCAGCUGCAUAUUUCGCUUCAGCCAGCGAAUGUUAUCGCGCCGAGAUGCAGCAGCUGUUUGCUGCGUACCGCAAACAGCUGCGCAAGGCGAGCGACGAAGAUAUGAACGAGUCGAGCUUCACCACACCCGCAUCGACAAGUGCAGCUACAGCAGCAGCCAUACGUAGCGGCACCAUUCGUCGCACGCAACGAGACAAGAAUGCGCGCGGCGGCAAAGAUCGCGGCGACAUUUCAGGGCAAGAUGGUCUGCAAAGGAUCCUAUCGUGUAUCUUCCCGGUGCUGCUUCGCGAGCAGAAUUUUAUCUCGGAUUUGCUGCACAUCAACGACAACAACAUCACUUUCGCCGAUUAUAUGGAUCUCGAGCCGUACUUCCGCCGUCGUGCUGCCGGCAUGGUGGCCGGUUCCACCACGGGCCCGUUGCGCGAGAUGAAGGGCGCCAUGGAUCUGAUCUUUGGAUUUGUUGCUCCGGAGCUGCAGGCGUUUACGGACGAUGCCCUCUCGAAGGACCGGAUGUCGAUCGUCGGGUUGCUGGCUACGCUGGAUCGGGGCAUCAUCGAGGCGGAAGAAGUCAACUGCGAGAGCCUGCAAAAAGUGCUCGCAAAACUGCACCUGCGGCUGGCGUCGCAACUGGAACGCUUCGUCCAGGAUCAGAUCAAGGGAAUCGAAGCGACAAAAUUGACAGUCAAAAAACGCAAGGGAGUGGUGCACUUUAUGCGUGUCUUCCCCGUCUUUGUCGACCGCGUCGAGAGCCAGCUGGUCAACGCCGAGACGCUCAACAUCCGCCACGCCGUCGAUGGCUACUACGCCCAGAUCUGCGGUGCCAUGUUCGACGCGCUGCAGACCAUCUCGCGCGUCGAAACCGCCACCGCCUCCAGCACGGAUGAGGACAAAGGCCAGCUCAACCACCUCGUCAUCCUCAUCGAAAAUAUGUUUUACUUUAUCGCCGAGAUCACCAGGGCCACGCGUGCCAGAGCCGGAGCGGGGGCGGGCAGCUCAGCGCUCGCAGGCCUGGUGAAGCGCGCCGAGUCGAUCUACGGCGAUUCGCUGACGAGCUACACGCAAUUUGUGUUACGGCGGUCGUUGGCCAAGAUGAUGGAUUUCGGCGAUGGGAUUGAUGCAUUGUUGAAGUCGACGCCGAAGACCGAGGUGUGUUUGCACUCGGCGUACAGCAAGUCGAGCUUCAAGAAGCUGGUCAAGGACUAUACGGCCAAGGAUACGCGCAAGGCGGUGGAGGCGUUGAGUAAGAGGGUGGCCAAGCACUUUGACGAGGAUGAGGCUGGGGCCGGUGCGGGUGCUGCGGUGGCAGGAGCUGGCGGCAGCAGCGGUGGAGCAGCCGUGGCGACGGCGGACGGGCAGACGGCUGGCGAGGUGGAAGUGCUCAGCCGCGUCUGGUCCUCGUGCGAGCAGGGCUAUCUGCGUGAGUUUGAGAGGGUCACACGCAUCGGCAGGGAGUGCUACCCCGACGUAGGAGCCAGCUUAGAACUGGGCCACAACGAGCUCAGGAGGCUCUUCUCCAGUCUGGCGCCCAAACGUCGCUAA